AUGGACGUGGCCGCUGGUGCGGGGGCGGAGGAGGUCGAAGUGGUGGGCGCUAUGUUCCCGGGACCCGACGGCGAGCCGCCUCCGGGUGUGACCGCUGCCGCUGCCGCGCUGCGCAGCCGUCAGCCCGCCGCCUUCUCGCUUCGCCUUCCUCUCCAGCCUUCAGCGGAGGCAGAUGACGACCAGGCGGAGGUCACGAUCGAACUCUACUGCGCGCUGCCAGCGACCUAUCCCAUUCAGCCGCCGCAAUUCGCCGUACGCGGGGCCGAACACGAACACCACCAGCUGCCGCCGGGUGGGCCGCGAUCGGUCCUAUCGCGAGCGGCGGCGGACGACCUACAGAGGCGCCUGGCCCUGCACGUCGACGCCCACUGCCCGGCGGGCGAGGGCCGGCUGUUCGAGGCCAUCCGCUGGCUGCAGGAAAACGCCGCGGCGAGCUUCGCCUGGACCGCUCAGCCGUUGACCACCACCACCGACAAGAACGAGGGUGGAGAGGAAGAGCGGCACUGGCUGUGGUCGCAUCACAUCUACGGCAAGAAGAAGCGGCGCAUCAUGCCGGAGUGGGCCAGCGAGCUGCGACUGCGCGGGGCCUGUCUGGCGGGCAAGCCCGGCCUCAUUGUGAUCGAGGGCGACUCGCAGCGCGUGCGUGAGUUCGUUAGGCGAGUGCGUGCCAUGCCCUGGCAGCGAAUGGUGAGCAAGUUGGAGGAGAGACUACCGCAGGGAGAAGACAGCACAAAACGCUUUCCGGCGUUCAAGGAGGUCACCUUCGACGGCCUGAAGGAAAUCCUCGAGCGUCUUGGGAUCGAGCACCGACUGGGCGAGAAACCGGCUGUGGCGCAAUUGGUAGCGCGGUAG
This is a messenger RNA of Acanthamoeba castellanii str. Neff, 852 nucleotides long. RefSeq names its product RWD domain containing protein. Bases 1 to 852 code for a protein of 283 amino acids. NCBI's taxonomy places the organism in Eukaryota, Discosea, Longamoebia, Acanthamoebidae. The record is from RefSeq and is a predicted model, not a curated record. The transcript is spliced from 5 exons. Gene Ontology annotation, molecular function: protein binding.